Messenger RNA from Neltuma alba, 2406 nucleotides. RefSeq names its product protein KRI1 homolog. The transcript is spliced from 3 exons. The record is from RefSeq and is a predicted model, not a curated record. Lineage: Eukaryota; Viridiplantae; Streptophyta; Magnoliopsida; Fabales; Fabaceae. The coding region runs from base 176 to 2131 and encodes 651 amino acids. Gene Ontology annotation, cellular component: 90S preribosome; nucleolus. Gene Ontology annotation, biological process: endonucleolytic cleavage in ITS1 to separate SSU-rRNA from 5.8S rRNA and LSU-rRNA from tricistronic rRNA transcript (SSU-rRNA, 5.8S rRNA, LSU-rRNA).
UUCCCUCUUCCAUCAAUCCCUCCUUGUGCCUACUUGAGCCGCCGUAGUGCCGUACCUUCAGUCUUCGCGAGCUCCGAGUCCGUCGUCCUGCCGCUUCAGCAAAUACCGAUAACAUCUUCUUUUCUCUUUUUUACCGCCGACGACGACCUCUCUCUAGCAGUCUUUUCAAGAGAGUAUGGCUCUCCAACUCUUUGAUGGUAGUGACUCAGAAAAUGAUGACAUAUCAGAAGUCAAGAUAAAUGAGGAGUAUGCUCGCAGAUUUGAAUACAACAAGAAGCGGGAGGACCUCCAGCGUCUUGAAGAGUUAAAAAAGAAGGGUCUUAUCUCUUCAUCUUCAUCCUCAUCCUCAUCCUCUGAUAGUGAUGAAGAAUCUGAAUCAUCUGAUGAUGAGAAGCUAAAAAUGUCUAGAAGGGAUAAUAAGAAGUUUUUUGACUGCUUAAAUAAGGUGAAGAAGAAGGACCCUUGUCUCAUGCAAAAAGAUGUUAAGCUUUUUGAGUCAGAUGAUAGCAGUGAAGAGGAAAGCAAUGAAAUGGAGAAAGUUUAUUCUAAAAAUAAAAGUGGUAGAAACCCGAUGUAUCUGAAGGAUGUGAUGGCAAAGCAUUUGAUUGAGGAGGGACCAGAUUUUGGGGAUAUAGAAGAGAAAAGUGGUGGGAAGGAGAAUAGUAUAUCAGAAAAUAAAGAGGGGAAAAAGACUUAUGUUGAUGAGCAAGAAGAAUUGAAAAGGGCUUUUCUUAAUGCAUCAGAAAAGGAAGGUUUAAAUGAUCAUGAAGGGGAUUUUUUUGUAGUGAAGGAGAAGGCAGGUGACAAUAAAAGAGAAAGUGAUGAUGAGGAAUAUGGGAAGGAAUUGGAGAAGUACUUUAGCGAAGAUACAAAUGAAGAUGAAAAUUCCAAGUUUCUGAAAAACUAUUUCAUGAACGAGAUGUGGAUUGACAAAAAGGGGGAGAAUUUGGGUGUUGAUAAGGAAAACUUGGAAUGGGUAUCAGAAUCAGAGGAGAGUGAUCUCGAACGACAGGAAGAGUACGAAUUCAGAUAUCAAGAAAAUCAAGGAGACAGGGUGUUGGGUCAUGCUCGGAAUGUGGAAGGGUCAGUGAGGAAGAAGACAAAUGCAAGGAAGGAGCAGAGGAAGAGCAAAGAGGAGAGAAUGGCAAUAGCACAGAAGGAGAGGGAGGAGGAGUUGAAACAUCUGAAGAAUUUGAAGAAGCAAGAGAUGCAGGAGAAGGUUAAGAAGAUAAUGAAGACUGCAGGAAUUCAUGAUGACGAUCUUAUCCCAUUGUCUGUCGCAGAAAUAGAAGAGGAAUUUGACCCUGAGGAGUAUGAUAAGAUGAUGAAGGCGGCAUUUGAUGAAAAAUAUUAUAAUGCAGAAGAUGCUGACUCAGAUUUUUGUGGUGAUAAUAAUGAAAUGGAGAAGCCUGAUUUUGCGAAGGAGGAUGAAUUGCUUGGACUUCCUAAAGACUGGGACGCGUGUGGGUCUGAUGAUGGGUUUCUUGCUGCAAGGGAACGAGCAUUGAGGAAGAAUAUGGAGAAUGGCAGUGAUCAUGAACUCCAAGAGGAGGAAGAAAACAAUGAAGAACAAGUUCAUGAGGAAGGUAAGCGGAAGAGGAAGCGUAAAACAGCUCUGUUGGAGAAAGCAAGACAGGCAAUGAUGGAUGAGUAUUAUAAAUUAGAUUAUGAGGAUACCAUUGGGGACUUGAAGACAAGAUUCAAGUAUGCCAAAACAAAGCCAAACAGAUUCGGCUUGAGUGCCUCAGAAUUACUGAUGAUGGACGAAAAAGAGUUGAAUCAAUAUAUUUCCUUGAAGAAACUUGCUCCUUAUAGGGAGGAGGAAUGGAAGUUAAGCAAACGGAAGAGGUACGAGCUGAAGCAGAAGACUAAAGAGCUCCUUCAUUCAAAAAGUUUGGACAAGAAGAACAAAAAGAAAAAAUCAAGAGAUGAUGCCAGCAAGUCAAGUUCAUCAGAUAGAUUGGGAGACAGAGAUAAACCAUCUGCAGAGGAGUCAAAUGUCGAGACAAAAAGUUUAUCUCGAAAAGCCAGGAGAAAGCAAAACAUGGCUCAUCUUAAGUUUUCAUUGGCUAGGCAUAAAGCAUAUUAUGGGCAGCAACACUCUAAAUCAAAGGAUAAAAGAAAGCAAUAGAUGCUGGCAGGAGGAACCAACCAUACAAGAAACCUCGUUUGCUGGAUAUGAAAUUAUAGAGCUGGAGAUUGACAUUGCAGUUUACAAGGCCCAAAUUUCAGUUGAUUUUUAUUCAAGUUCUCGAUGGGAAUUGUUUGUGCUUGUCCUUCUCUUAAAUCUUUGUUGGGUAGCUUAGGGUAGAAGGAAUUUCUUCAUCAUGACCAGAACUUCUAGUGGGAUUCACACUUCAUUUUGACCGUUUCCUCAUGUCAUAAUUUUUAUUAAUACAAUGAGUG